AUGCCCUUGCGGUGCCUGUCUACGCGUCGACGUACGUAUCGUGUGGCUUAUCGCAGCUCGUUCGUGUUCAACGACUCGGCCCAUGGUGCGGACCUAUUCGGUCUGCGCGCCCCCGGCAACAUCUACUCGCGUAUUGGCAACCCGACCGUGGACGUGUUCGAGCAGCGCAUGGCCGCGCUCGAGGGCGGCGCCGGCGCCGUCGCUGCUUCGUCGGGCCAGUCGGCGCAGGCUAUGGCGCUGCUGUCGCUUGCGCAGAACGGCGACAACAUUGUCGCGUCGACGUACCUCUACGGCGGCACAUACAACCAGCUGAAGGUGCUCUUCCCCAAGUGGGGCGUGCAGACCAAGUUUGUCUCGAACUUCUCAGUAGAGGAGAUUGAGAAGGCGAUUGACAGCCGCACGAAGGCCGUGUAUCUCGAGACGAUCUCGAACCCCCGCUACACGACCCCCGACCUGAAGGCGAUCUGUGAGAUGGCGCAUAAGCACGGUGUGCCGGUUGUCGCGGACAACACGUUCGGCAUGGGUGGUUACGUCGUGCGUCCGAUCGAGCACGGCGUCGAUGUCGUCGUGCACUCGGCGACCAAGUGGAUUGGCGGCCACGGCACGACGAUUGCCGGUGUCGUGAUCGACUCGGGCAAGUUCGACUGGCAGAAGAGCGGGCGCUUCCCCCAGUUCACCGAGCCGUCAGAGGGCUACCACGGCCUCAAGUUCUGGGAGACGUUCGGCCCCGCGACGCUCGCGGCAUACGUGCGUGUGGUCAUGCUGCGUGACCUGGGCUCGUGCCUGAACCCCUUCGCGAGCUUCCUGCUGCUGCAGGGUCUCGAGACGCUGUCGCUGCGCGCGCAGCGCCACUGUGAUAAUGCGCUCAAGCUCGCCGAGUGGCUCGAGCAGCACGAGCAGGUCUCCUGGGUGCUGUACCCUGGCCUCAAGUCGCACCCGACCCACGAGAUCGCGAAGAAGUACCUGACGCGCGGCUUUGGCGGUGUGAUUUCGUUCGGGAUCAAGGGCACGGAGGCGCAGGCCAGCAAGUUUGUCGACUCGCUGCAGCUUGCGUCGAACCUGGCGAACGUCGGUGACCUGAAGACGCUCGUGAUUCACCCCGCGUCAACGACGCACCAGCAGCUGGACGACAAGGAGCAGGUGGCCUCGGGUGUGACCAAGGACCUGAUCCGUGUCUCGGUCGGCUGCGAGCACAUUGAGGACAUCCAGGGCGACUUUGCGCAGGCCUUUGCCGCGAUCGCCUAG
Messenger RNA from Malassezia sympodialis ATCC 42132, 1245 nucleotides. RefSeq lists its product as uncharacterized. Gene Ontology annotation, molecular function: O-acetylhomoserine aminocarboxypropyltransferase activity; pyridoxal phosphate binding; cysteine synthase activity. Lineage: Eukaryota; Fungi; Basidiomycota; Malasseziomycetes; Malasseziales; Malasseziaceae. Gene Ontology annotation, cellular component: cytoplasm. The record is from RefSeq and is a predicted model, not a curated record. Bases 1 to 1245 code for a protein of 414 amino acids. The transcript has a single exon. Gene Ontology annotation, biological process: L-homocysteine biosynthetic process; transsulfuration.